Molecule: messenger RNA, 1054 nt
Organism: Umbelopsis ramanniana AG
Lineage: Eukaryota; Fungi; Mucoromycota; Umbelopsidomycetes; Umbelopsidales; Umbelopsidaceae
Exons: 1
Coding region: 29-886 (285 amino acids)
Source: RefSeq, a predicted model, not a curated record
AAAAAAGGAUGGAGGAGCCGUCUCCCGAAUGCUUCGAGCAUCCACGACUGUUCUUUCUUCGUGGUCAACAGCAGCAUUUGCAGCACCUCUUUCCGCAACAACAGACCAACUUUUGACCGAUAAAAUGGAUAGAAAACUUGUUUUACCCAGAUUACUCCGUGACCCUGCCGUCGCCCUCAUUGGCGACAAAUGCUAUACAUCGCUGAUUGAGAACCUCCAACUCUUCCAUGACAUUGAUUGUUUGAAGUAUGCUAUCUCCAAGGGUCUUGGAUUCGGCAUUGUGCUUGGUGGAAGUAUCGUCAAGAUCCCUCAGAUCAUCACCAUUCUUUCUAGUGGAUCGGCUCAGGGUCUUUCCCUCGCAUCCUACUAUUUGGAAACGUUCAGUUGCGCCAUUAGUUUGGCCUACAAUUUCCGACAAGGUAACCCGUUCAGCACCUUUGGCGAGACGUUCUUCUUGACUGUUCAGAACGUCAUUAUCACCUUGAUGAUCCUCUACUAUGCUGGUCAAAAGUCUUUGUUGGCCGCCUCCGCCGUUGGUUUCUUCCUCGUGUUUCAGGCCCUCAGCUCGCAAACACUGGUGCCUAGCAACGUCAUGUCCAUCCUCUAUGCUGCAACUAUCCCAUUGACAUUAUCCUCAAAGAUUCCACAAAUCUAUACCAACUUUAAGAAUAGCUCCACUGGUCAGCUUUCCAUCUUUGCAGUGUUCAAUUAUUUCUUGGGCUCCACUGCACGCGUCUUCACUACCAUGACCGAAUUGAACGAUCCUCUGAUGCUGGCUGGAAACGUGCUUGCUGCUACUUUCAACGGUAUUCUCGCUAUUCAAGUCAUCGUCUACUGGGGCAAGAAAUCCGAGCGCGUAUCUGCAAAGCCAGGAAAGGCAGAUUAAUUUGGAUGGUUGGCCCAUCUUUUGGGAAAUGAUAUCUUAUCUGAUGCUAUGUUGCAUCCACUUCAUCCCUACUGAGCUUUCAUGUUUUUUUCUUGUGCAAAAAGUAAUAUCAAUAAAUGCUGUAAACCGAAUCAUCAUAGCACAAAAAUAAACCUGUAGAUGAGUGAG